Messenger RNA from Haliotis rubra (blacklip abalone), 5033 nucleotides. RefSeq names its product phospholipase B-like 1. NCBI's taxonomy places the organism in Eukaryota, Metazoa, Mollusca, Gastropoda, Lepetellida, Haliotidae. Gene Ontology annotation, molecular function: glycerophospholipase activity. The record is from RefSeq and is a predicted model, not a curated record. Gene Ontology annotation, cellular component: extracellular region. The coding region runs from base 111 to 1727 and encodes 538 amino acids. Gene Ontology annotation, biological process: phospholipid catabolic process. The transcript is spliced from 12 exons.
UGUAGUGUAAGUCACGUGUUAUGCAUAACGUUGGUGUUUAUCGUCAAUGAUCACGCCUACAUCGGUCAAGUCAAGUUACGAUCACCACUCUUGUUGACAGACACAUCAUCAUGAAGCUUCUUGUUUUUAUGUUGACACUGGAAGUGAUAACAGUUAGCGGACUGAACACAGAUAAACUUAGCAGUGGAAACAUCAGGUGCAAACAACGAACAUGCAUAAGUGUUGAUGAUCGUAAGCAGGCAACAGCCUAUGGCCAAUAUGAUAACGCCCUGCUGGAGACCGGCUGGGGUGUGCUGGAGAUUGUGGCAGGGAAGGGGGCACCUGCCUCCAAUGAUGACAUCAUGUUUGCAUCAGGGAUGUUGGAGGGCAUGUUUACAGCAGAUCAAAUCUAUGAGCAUUAUAAGAACAUGCAUGCAACAUUCUUUGGCAACAAGAAGUCAAGUGAAUAUGAAGUGAAGGCCCGUAAGUUCAUGAUGCAACAGGAUGCUUGGAUGAGGCAGAUGGUUGAGAAGAAUCCAUCGGACCCACUGUGGAGACAUGUGGGCUAUGUACUUGCCCAAUUUGAUGGCUUGGUGGCUGGAUACAAUCAGACUGCCAGUCCAGACAAGGCCCUGGACGUAUUUGCCUUCCAAGUGCUCAAUGGAGUUGGUGACCUGUUGGACCUGAGGAAUGCCCUCCUUCCGGAUGAAAUCCCGGAUUGGACCAAGAUGACCAAAACAGAGGCAUUCAGAUAUAUCCGACAGAACAGCCACUGCUCUGCUCUUAUUAAGGUGCUGGGAGCAUAUGAAAAUCUGUUCAUGUCCCACUCCAGCUGGUUUGUGUAUGCUGCCAUGCUGCGGAUCUACAAACACUAUGACUUCAAUGUAGCAGAUCAGAAGACAUCUGCCAAGAGAAUAUCCUUCUCCAGCUACCCAGGGUUCUUGGAGUCCUUGGAUGACUUCUACCUGCUGGGCAGCCAGAUGGUAAUGCUGCAAACAACCAAUAAUGUCUUCAACAAAACACUCUUCUCCGCUGUCAAACCCAACUCACUCCUGGCCUGGCAGAGAGUCAGGGUCGCUAACAUGAUGGCCAACUCUGGCAAGGAAUGGGCUACAGCACUCUCAAGAUACAACUCUGGAACAUACAACAACCAGUAUAUGGUCGUGGACCUGAAGAAAAUACAGCUGGGAUCCACCAUCUUGGAUGAUGCAUUGUGGGUAGUGGAGCAGAUACCCACACUGGUCAAGUCAGGUGACCAGACAGCGAUACUUAGGACAGGUUACUGGCCAUCCUACAAUGUCCCAUUCUAUGAAGAAAUCUACCAACGUAGUGGCUACCCUGAUUUUGUGGCACAGCACGGCUCUGACUUUUCCUACCAGCUGGCGCCAAGGGCCAAGAUAUUCCGGCGUGAUGAGGGGAAGGUAGUAGACCUGGCAUCCAUGAAGCAUAUCAUGAGAUACAACAAUUACAAGCAUGACCCUUACUCAGAAGACAUGCCUUGCAACACCAUAUGUUGCCGUGGUGACCUGGAUGCUGAAGAACCAGCACCUGAUGGAUGCUAUGACACAAAGGUGGCAGACUUUAACAUGGCCUUGAACUUGACUGCUGACGUGAUAAAUGGACCGACCCUUGGAACCAGUCUUCCCCCAUUCAAAUGGACGCCAAAGUUCAACGUGUCUCAUGUUGGUCUUCCACCAGUGUAUGACUUCAAGUUUCUGCGAACAAGGCCUUCUCUAGAGAAACCAUAGUCUAAGCUGCCUAACUGAGAUUACUGAGCCGGAAUGUUUGAAGAACAUCCAGCUUUAGUUAUAUAACAUUCCACCAAGUGACUUUGGGAGUUUAACAUAAAACCUCUACUGUAAAACAUGGUUAUUAUGAGCAUCAACUCAUUUGUUUUUCAUAUGAGUGUUUGUUAGUAGGGAAUCUUGUCUGACAUUUUGAAUAACUUAGCAACUCAGAUUCACCAUGUGACUUGGUACACAAUUUCAAAUAAUCCCCUUGUCACUGAUAUUGUUUAUAAUAAACUUUACUAUUCAGAAUUCAGAACUACUUCUGCUGAUAAGGAUUAUUGAUGUUGAUGUUGAUGUUGAUGUUGAUGUUGACGUAGUCACAGUCUGGUGUAAAUACAUACUGUACUGAUGAACACUGAGCUUCACUAACUGAGCUUCACUAACAGGGAUUUAUUUAGACCUUCUCAGGCCCUGAUAUUUGACGUCUGCAGCAAAUGUCAUUUAAAAUUCCAAAAUUGGAAUUGUAAAUUUCCCAGUUUAUGUAGCAACUAAUACUUAAUUAUGUAACUUUGCUGAGGUAACCUAUAUUUCACUGAUAACGGGGGCGUGGGGCAGCCUAGUGGUUAAAGCAUUCGCCCGUCACGCAGAAGACCUCAUUCGCACAUGGGUACAGUGUGUGAAGACGAUUUCUUGUGUCCCCUGCCGUGAUAUUCCUGGGGGGAAUAUCAAUUCAUUACUCUCCAGAAAUUUUAUAUCAUAAAUUUUAAGUAGACAGAAACAGUUAAAUUUGUUAGUAUGCUAUAUCUGUGUUCAUGAUAAUCAUAUUCCACUGUAUAUAAUCAGGAGGUCCUUGUCUGACAUUUAGCGAAAAACUGUGAUAUAUACCUACAGAGGAACUGGUAAUUUAUUAUUUGGGAGGGGCUGGUGAGAUUGAGUGGAAUCAUCUCUGUCCCUCUAACCCAGCCCCAUACCUCUCAAGAUAGGUCUAUGUCCCUAUUACCCAGCCCCUUACCGCCCGCUCAAGUAAAUGACAGGUCUAUGUCCCUGUAACCCAGCCCCUUACCACCCACUCAUAUAAAUGACAGGUCUAUGUCCCUAUAACCGAGCCCCUUACCACCCACUCAAGUAAAUGACAGGUCUAUGUCCCUUUAACCAAGACCCUUACCCACCACUCAAAUAAAUGACAGGUCUCCGAGAGUGUCCCUAUAACCAAACCCCUUUCCACCCACUCAAAUAAAUGGCAGGUCUCUGUCCCUGUAACCCAGCCCCUUACCACCCACUCAAGUAAAUAACCAUGUUCUAAUCCCAGAAAUGUUUUCAAUUAAUUUUGUAAACUAAUGUAUUUGUGACUUUUCACAGUUAUUUAUCCAAUUGAUUGGUCUCAUAACAUAGCCAACGAGUCAGAGUUGAAGGUACCAUGUGAAAACAUUUUGUGGUAAUAUACAUUGUAUUUGAUUGGAUGUUUUGGAUGAAGAUAAAAUUGUAUAUUUCCUGUGAAUAGUACGCACCUACCUGCUGCCCAAGCCCUGGAUUGUUUGAAACUGUGACAUUGUGUUGGUGGGUUGGUUGUAAUUGGGUAACUGUCUGGAGGCCAGGUUGGCACAGUAGUCUAUAGGUGUGUAGAGUUUUGUCCCUUUGGCGUGCCAGGAUCCGAUAAUUGGUGGUUACAUUUGCCCAGAUGCUCACCCAUCACCAUACCUUUGAUUGUGGCUUCCACCAAACUGACACUUCACGACUUGUCAUGAAAGUCAAAGUGGCAUGACACUGAAAUCACUUAUGGCAUUGUCUGUCUCACUGAAUAAUCAGGUCAGGUCAAACACCUGGGUAGUUUCAGUUCAAGUCAAACAGAGUGAAUUUGACUGUUGUAACCAAUGUUGUAGCUUUGUAAAGUUGACCUUGUAUUUCACUGAAUACAAAAUCCCAAUUUACUGCAAAAUAACAAUUUUUCCCAAAUUUUCCUGAGGUAUGUUUUUGCCAGGUUGUUCGAUAUCUGAGCAUUCUAUUGAUUGGGUGUGAUUUGAGUGUAUUGUUGUCUAUGAGCAAACACAAAUAUUCCCUAGGCUUACUAAUGGUUUAUCUAUUUGGCACAACCAUUGUUAGGAUUGUCACCUGAUGUUUGUGUGUUAUUUCAUAUGAAUGUAUACAGUAUGUUUUGUCUCCUUAUAUAUCUUGUAUAAAAACAAUGUUUUGGGCAAGUUAUAAUUUUUUAUUUUCAACUUCACUGAGAAUAUGGUUUCAAUUAGUUGAAUACACCUUUGUUACAAUACAGUACCUUUGUAGUAAAUGCAGACACUUUUUCAUAUAUGCAUUGAUGUCACAAGACCCUUAGAAUGUCUUCAUUGUUGCUUCAAAGUCUCUUCUCCUUUUUUGGAAGCUGAUUUGUUUUGUCUUAAUUUUGAUAGUUGUUUGUAAGAUUUCAUGUAAUGAAAUAUAUGAGUAAUUUUGUUUCUUUAUAAUUUUCUUUUCACAUUGAUUGUAUAAAUGAGAACACUAAAUAUAUGUUUUUCAGAUACAUCAUGCAUGUAUUACUAGAACUUUCAGGGUUACUAUGCUUAAUGCAAACUCUUAUGGACGGAAAACACCCAGUGUAGUCACAUUAAAUAGCUGUUAUGUGAUUUAAGUGUGUUUAGGUUCUAAUUUACCUUUUGGUGCAUGUAUUGUAUUUCAUACAGCUAGAUUUCUUCUAAAUGUUAUGUAGACAAAUUCCAUGUCAUUACACCCAAAUAACUGAUGAGGACAAAGCCAGUUUCACAACCAGGUGUUCAAGAAAUCGAGGACUUCUUCUUGUUGCUCUUCGCUUGUGAUUAUUCAUGCCUGGAAUAUUGGCAAUUCUUAAUCAGCUGUAUAUAGUCUGUAUAUUAUAUGCCCUGCGAGAGUACUAGUAAAUGACAUAUAUUGGUUCAUGGCCCCUCCAUACAUGGGGAAGGGCUUCUUGUAAGAUUUGAACAUUGAAGGACUUCAUUUUCAGUUUUCAAAUUUUUGCUUUGUAUGCAAAUCAUUUCCAGUUUUAUUCUGAUUGUUUCAAGCCGAUUGUCCUGUUGCCCUUCAGUGUGAAGGCAAGUAGCGUGAUUGUAUCUAGGGCUCCACACUCCUGUAUUAGGCCUGCAUCAGGCCUGUAGUUCCAAAUGUAUGUGGGACUGUAUGGCUUGCUGUAUAAUAUUUGUGCCAAUUUAUUUUUCCCAAUAAAUUGAAUAUUUUCAAUGGUGGACUGGAUAGUUUAACCAGGGCCUCAAGAUUCUAUCUUCUGUGGGUCUUGAUGGAUUUCAAACACUGAUCAUAUCUGUAUACCAUUGGUUUAUCCGAAAUAAAAGUGUUUAUUUUUUA